Messenger RNA from Notodromas monacha, 432 nucleotides. The record is from the annotation of a GenBank genome assembly. Lineage: Eukaryota; Metazoa; Arthropoda; Ostracoda; Podocopida; Cyprididae.
CCGUCUGAAAAAUGCAUUUUUGAUGCUAUAUUUGUUUCACAGUUCAUUACAGUGAGUUACGCUGGAGCGACUUUUCUACCAACUGGAUACUACAAGUCCAACAAUUUAGAUGCAGCAGUGAGUUACCUCGAUGAACUGACACCGCUGAAUAACUACGUUUCGAGGGAGACGAAGUACAAAGCGCUCAUCAACAUGAAUGGAGCGAAUGACGCUUUGACGGAUGCCAAGAAUAAGGUGAUUGUGACGACAUCUUUCUGCGUGACACCGAAAGCGCCUGUGGGGGACAGCUUUUCGAUCGUAACUGCGGCCACUAUUGGGAGUAGCAGAAUCUUCCUCAACGUGUACAAUUUCACUGUCGGUGCCGCAAUCACGAGGUCUGCUACUAAGCUUUUCACCAUGGAACAAACCUUCAAAGCUGCUGACAAGGUGUAA